UGUGAAAAAAACUGUAUUGUGCUCCGGCGAAAUUCGAGAGACAAUGAAAGUGAAAAAAAAGAUAUUUGCGACGAGCCCGCGCUGCCGAGUUAACUUCGAUGAUUAUUCGAGUUAUUAUUUAUGCGCUCUUGCAUUGAAUCUUACCCUCUUCAAAAAGUCAUCCGUGAAGAGUGAAACCAAUUUAAUCGGCAUCUGAUUGGUAAGGUAACAAAAAACGUAAAUUAUUGCUUAUGAUGAGUUUUGGUUAAUUUUGUUUGGAAUUUCAGGUCCUGAUAAAUAAAUAAUCUUGAUAAAUAAACAAAUGAUUCAAAUCUUUUGAAUUUACCGCUCUUAAGCUCGCCGAGUUCCAUGUCAAAGCGUCCUGCAGUGCUCAGUGUGGAAGAGGGCGCUGAUUCUUCGGGAUCGAUGGUGCUGCCCUCACUUUGACAGGGAUCAGCUGUUCUUUUAGAAGUGGGGGUAGCACCGACGCAUUCCUAGCUGGUCAAGGCCGAAGGUCGCAGGAGAGAAAUCAUCAGUCUCAGCUUGAGCGUUGGAGAGUGUUGUUGCAUUCUACUCAACUCAGUCUUUCUUGGAGUGUCGUAUUAGUGAAAUCGACGACAUCACACACGAAUAAAAAUGUCUUACAUGCUAUGUCAUCUAAAGAAUGGUUGGCAGGUGGACCAGGCAAUAUUAUCUGAAGAAGACCGUGUUGUGGUGAUUAGGUUUGGCCACGAUUGGGACCCCAUGUGCAUGAAAAUGGACGAAGUCUUGUACAGCAUCGUAGAGAAAGUCAAGAAUUUUGCUGUCGUCUACUUGGUAGACACGUCAGAAGUGUCGGACUUUAACAAAAUGUAUGAGCUGUACGAUCCGUGUACAGUAAUGUUCUUCUUCAGAAACAAGCACAUCAUGAUUGAUUUGGGCACUGGCAAUAACAACAAAAUCAACUGGAUAAUCGAAGAUAAACAAGAGAUGAUCGACAUUCUUGAGACGGUAUACCGAGGAGCCAGGAAGGGUAGAGGUUUGGUGGUGUCGCCAAAAGAUUAUUCAACAAAAUACCGUUAUUAAUAUGUCUAUGUAUGAUAAAAAAAUGCAUGCCUUGAGUCAUUGAUUUUUCGAAAAAUAAAUAUGAAAAAUUGAAUUUAAUAAUGAAAAA
Messenger RNA from Nasonia vitripennis (jewel wasp), 1132 nucleotides. Its product is annotated as thioredoxin-like protein 4A. The coding region runs from base 616 to 1044 and encodes 142 amino acids. The record is from RefSeq and is a predicted model, not a curated record. Gene Ontology annotation, biological process: mRNA splicing, via spliceosome. NCBI's taxonomy places the organism in Eukaryota, Metazoa, Arthropoda, Insecta, Hymenoptera, Pteromalidae. Gene Ontology annotation, cellular component: spliceosomal complex; U5 snRNP; U4/U6 x U5 tri-snRNP complex. The transcript is spliced from 2 exons.